GGCCCGAAAUGUCUCUGGGGGUUGGCAGGGCAGACCUCAAACGUUCCAGACGAGGAAUACCUCCAGUGUGUCUGCCGUUUCCCGGUUCCAGUCAAAGCCAGAGUCCACAUCAGCUCCUUCACCGGCCUGGGCUCCGAUUGAAGAUGGGAUCUCUCAGACACAUCGCAGUGACACUGGGUUUUUGCAGUCUGUUUACAGUGACAAGGGGCAUAGUUUUGGGGAAGCCAAUCCUUCAUGCCCCGGAUGUUUCCCUGGCGGGUAACAUUGAAACAAUUUCCUGCUUUGUGUCUGAUGCGCCGAAGACGGAAGCCAUCUUGUACGAGCUAUACCAGGAAAACAAGGCCAAGGCAUUCGGGGACUACACGGCCGAUGACGGCCACGCCGCCAACUUCACUCUUCAGGCUAAGCCGGACUACGACGGAAACUUCUUCUGCAAGGCGAGCGUGCAGAACAUCUCCGCCGUGCCCUUCACCGUCAGCGAUGUCCACUACCUCAGAGUGAUCGUGCCUGUUAACGGGACGAAGCUUGUGUCAGAUCCGCCAUUGGCCGAGGUCUUCGAGGGGCGUGGCCUGACUCUGACAUGCACCGUGAAGACGGGCACACACGUCUCUUACCAGUGGUCCCACAACGAAAAUCCAACCAGGAUGUCCCAUCAUGGGUCCAGUGGCAACCGCCUGUACGUGACAGAGGCAACCCUAGAGGAUGCUGGGAACUACUCCUGCCGGGCAACAAAUCAGCUGAAUGACACUCAGAUUUACUCCUCCAGCGACCAUAUAUUCAUCAGGGUCAAAGAUUCCAUUUCCAAACCUAAAAUCUCGUUGACAGUACAUAAGGAGGAUGAUGGGUACGUAGCCAGUGUGACCUGCCGUUCAGACAAGGGGACCCCACCUGUCAACUUCACCUUCACGCUCCUCAAUGAAACCGGGGCGUGGCAGAUCAUUCGGGAGGGGGACCCCCGUAGUGCCUCGCUCGCUGUUCCCGUCACCCUGAACCGAAAGGAGGGGGAGGUGCGCUGUGAGGCAGCCAAUGGCGAUAGGCCGGUGACCAGCGACACGCUGACCCUGGAAGUGGUGCCUGUAAAUGGGACUGUAAAGCUGACAUCAAAUCGCGUGGGGAGUUUCUCUGGCGUGGCUGGGCUCGCUCUCCAUUGCGAAGUGAAGCGAGGGACAUUCCCCAGAUACCACUGGUUCCUGAACGACUCCGGUUUGGAUGUGAGAGGGGACUUCUACAGCAUCCAAGGAGAUGGCCAGACUCUACUGCUGAAGUCCGUCACCGCCAGCAGUUCCGGCUUCUACCACUGUGUGGCGACAGACAGCUUUGACGAAAUGAACAGCAUCAACAGUGAAAAGUUAUUUAUUGACAAGAACGGUUUGUGCAGUCUGUUUACAGUGACAAGGGGCUUAGUUUUGGGGAAGCCAAUCCUUCACGCCCCGGAUGUUUCCCUGGCGGGUGACAUUGAAACCAUUUCCUGCUUUGUGCCUGAUGCGCCGAAGACGGAAGCCAUCUUGUACGAGCUAUACCAGGAAAACAAGGCCAAGGCAUUCGGGGACUACACGGCCUAUGACGGCCACGCCGCCAACUUUACUCUUCAGGCUAAGCCGGACUACGACGGAAACUUCUACUGCAAGGCGAGCGUGCAGAACAUCUCCGCCGUGCCCUCCACCGUCAGCGAUGUCCACUACCUCAGAGUGAUCGUGCCUGUUGAAGGGGCGGAGCUUGUGUCAGAUCCGCCAUUGGCCGAGGUCUUCGAGGGGCGUGGCCUGACUCUGACAUGCACCGUGAAGACGGGCACACACGUCUCUUACCAGUGGUCCCACAACGAAAAUUCAACCAGGAUGUCCCAUCAUCGGUCCAGUGGCAACCGCCUGUAUGUGACAGAGGCAACCCUAGAGGAUGCUGGGAACUACUCCUGCCGGGCAACAAAUCAGCUGAAUGAUCAGAUUUACUCCUCCAGCGACCAUAUAUUCAUCAGGGUCAAAGUUUCCGUUUCCAAACCUAAAAUCUCGUUGACAGUACAUAAGGAGGAUGAUAGGUACGUAGCCAGUGUGACCUGCCGUUCAGACAAGGGGACCCCACCUGUCAACUUCACCUUCACGCUCCAAAAUGAAACCAGGGCGUGGCAGAUCAUUCGGGAGGGGGACCCCCGUAGUGCCUCGCUCGCUGUUCCCGUCACCCUGAACCGAAAGGAGGGGGAGGUGCGCUGUGAGGCAGCCAAUGGCGAUAGGCCGGUGACCAGCGACACGCUGACCCUGGAAGUGGUGGCUGUAAAUGGGACUGUAAAGCUGACAUCAAAUCGCGUGGGGAGUUUCUCUGGCGUGGCUGGGCUCGCUCUCCAUUGCGAAGUGAAGCGUGGGACAUUCCCCAGAUACCACUGGUUCCUGAACGACUCCGGUUUGGAUGUGAGAGGGGACUUCUACAGCAUCCAAGGAGAUGGCCAGACUCUACUGCUGAAGUCCAUCACCGCCAGCAGUUCCGGCUUCUACCACUGUGUGGCGACAGACAGCUUUGACGAAAUGAACAGCAUCAACAGUGAAAAGUUAUUUAUUGACAAGAACGGUUUGUGCAGUCUGUUUACAGUGACAAUUUCCGUUUCCAAACCUAAAAUCUCGUUGACAGUACAUAAGGAGGAUGAUAGGUACGUAGCCAGUGUGACCUGCCGUUCAGACAAGGGGACCCCACCUGUCAACUUCACCUUCACGCUCCAAAAUGAAACCAGGGCGUGGCAGAUCAUUCGGGAGGGGGACCCCCGUAGUGCCUCGCUCGCUGUUCCCGUCACCCUGAACCGAAAGGAGGGGGAGGUGCGCUGUGAGGCAGCCAAUGGCGAUAGGCCGGUGACCAGCGACACGCUGACCCUGGAAGUGGUGGCUGUAAAUGGGACUGUAAAGCUGACAUCAAAUCGCGUGGGGAGUUUCUCUGGCGUGGCUGAGCUCGCUCUCCAUUGCGAAGUGAAGCGUGGGACAUUCCCCAGAUACCACUGGUUCCUGAACGACUCCGGUUUGGAUGUGAGAGGGGACUUCUACAGCAUCCAAGGAGAUGGCCAGACUCUACUGCUGAAGUCCGUCACCGCCAGCAGUUCCGGCUUCUACCACUGUGUGGCGACAGACAGCUUUGACGAAAUGAACAGCAUCAACAGUGAAAAGUUAUUUAUUGACAAGAGCGCACUAGCCGGUGUCUCUGCGGGUGUGUUUGCUGUGGUUCUCAGUUGCUUCCUCUUCCUGCUGUGCCUGCUGACAGGCUGCUGUGUGUAUGGAGCCAUAUACAGGCGAAGACUCUCCUCCAUGAAGCCCAGCCCGACCUUUAUCAGCCCAGAAACAGACAGCUUGGAAAGUGAAGAGGAGGAACCGGUUGAGUCGGAGUACAUGGAAGAUAUGGAACUGGUUAAAGCCGCCAACAUAGACUACACAGAAAAGGGUGAAGAGGAGUCUGUGGACGAAUGGCCAGAGAUAGAAAGAGCCCUUCAAAUAAGCUGCAUGGAUGAAGCAGUAACCGUCAUCUAGAGAGAGAUGGAGAUGGGUGGGAGAGGGAGACAGAGAGAAACAGAGAGAGGGGGGUGGGGUUAUCUGAACAUAGGAGUAAUCCUGCUGAGCACUAAACUUGAUGUACAGUAAACAAAUACAUAAAAUGAAAUAAUUGUAAGGUAUGGAUAUGCUUUGGAAAGUCCGAAAGUUUGGUUUGCAUUUAUGUAACAAUAGUUUGUUAAUGUUUUCAUUUUCAUACUCCAAUAGAAAAACUUUAACAAUAAAGUGCUUAAAAUAC
Anguilla anguilla (European eel) is the source of this 3756-nucleotide messenger RNA. Its product is annotated as Fc receptor-like protein 5. Lineage: Eukaryota; Metazoa; Chordata; Actinopteri; Anguilliformes; Anguillidae. The transcript is spliced from 19 exons. The record is from RefSeq and is a predicted model, not a curated record. Bases 9 to 3497 code for a protein of 1162 amino acids.